This is a messenger RNA of Magnolia sinica, 1801 nucleotides long. RefSeq names its product ankyrin repeat-containing protein At5g02620-like. Gene Ontology annotation, cellular component: plasma membrane. The record is from RefSeq and is a predicted model, not a curated record. Bases 188 to 1801 code for a protein of 537 amino acids. Gene Ontology annotation, molecular function: protein phosphatase 1 binding; protein phosphatase regulator activity. The transcript has 3 exons. NCBI's taxonomy places the organism in Eukaryota, Viridiplantae, Streptophyta, Magnoliopsida, Magnoliales, Magnoliaceae.
UGCAUUUGGGCUCCAUCUAGAAAAUCAUGUUGAUGGGGCAUCAGUCUUGUGUUUAUCAUUUUAUUCCCUUGUUUUUACCAAUGUUCAGGUGCUAAUGCUAGAGCAAUUUUGUGUCCCACAAGGAUAUAGGCCCUCUGGUGAUUAUUAGAGAUUUGAGAGCAUUAAUCCUAACCAUUGCAUCUAAAGCAUGGACCCCCAUUUGCACCAAGCUGCAAGACUGGGGAGUGUCCCACUCCUAAAUGCCAUCACCACCGAUUCAGACCAACAAAUACUCUACUCUUCAACUCCUGAAAUAUUGAACAAUGCCCUACACAUAGCAGCGAGAUUGGGACACGCAGUGUUCACCAAAGAGAUCUUGGGCCGAUGUGGAGCCCGUCUUAUGCAAGCUAACUCCACAGGUGACACUCCUCUACACUGUGCCACAAGGACCGGACGGCUUAAUGUAGUUGAAAUCCUAUUGAAUUGGAUUGUGAUGGAAGAAAGAAAUAUGGAGCUACUUCGCAUGACAAACAAAGAAAAGAACACAGCAUUACAUGAAGCGCUGAGGAAUCGGCACGAGAAUGUGGCUGUGAAGUUAUUAGAAUCGGAUUUGGGAUUGGCUUAUUUGGUUAACGAAGCAGGUGAAUCACCAUUGCAUAUGGCUGCCAGAGAGGAGUUGUUACAAGUUGUUGAAAAGAUUUUGGACAUUAAGCCAUCAGAUGAAAAGACAAACAUGGUACGAAUACGAGACGCCCAUGGCCGAACUGCCCUGCACUAUGCAGCAUGCCAAGACAAUUCUACCAUAGUUGAAAAGCUAUUGAAAGUCGACCAUUCCCUAGCUUACAUCUUAGACAACAUUGGCUACUCAUCUCUUCAUGUCGCAACUGCUUCUGGCUCCCCAAAGGCGAUUGCUGAGCUACUUAAACAGUGCCCGGACGCUAGCGAGCAACUGGAUCCAAAUGGGAAGAAUGUGUUUCACAUUGCUAUUAUGUACAACAAGAAUUCCACUUUUCGCCGUUUAUUGCGUAUGGAGGUGCUUGAGGGGAUGAUAAAUGAGCCUGAUACAGAUGGAAAUACCCUUCUUCAUUUUGCUUUCAAGUACCAUAAUGAUCCGAUGUUCCUGUUGUUGUCAAAGGAAGGAAGAGUGGACCCAACGAUCGUUAACAAGGAUGGUCAAACCGCCCUUGAUUUUAUAGAAUUGGACGCCGAGUAUGCAGAAUAUUUUCGGUGGCUCAAUCGCUCAAGAUAUCAAGGCACAAUUUGUGGACAGCGGCGGAAAAUGCCUAGCGGAAUCUGCAAAACAAGACCGGAAUACAUGGCUGCCAGGAGUGACCGCUACAAAUCCAGGGUCGACGUACACACAUUGGUAGCUGCGCUCAUCGCCAGCGUCACCUUCGCUGCCACUUUUACAAUGCCGGGUGGGUACAAGAACGAUGGCCCAAAUAAAGGCUCUGCAGUGCUCGUGAAUCAUGCCGCAUUCAAAGCUUUCUUGCUCUCCAAUACAAUUGCAUUAUGUUGCUCACUACUCGCCGUGGUGGGCUUCCUCUGGAUGUGGUCCCAGCAAAAGAUGUUCUUACCUCUUGUACUUUUAUGGGUCCAUAAUUUCACGGUCUACGCAUCCCUGGCGAUGAUUGUUUCGUUCGUGUCAGCUGUGUAUGCAGUGGUUGCACCAGAAUGUAUGUGGCUAGCCAUUGUCACCUUAGCCAUUGGUGUUGCUAUGCCAUUCUAUAUCCAGAUCUUGUUAUUUCGGUUAGAAGUUAACUUUCACAGGGCGUUUAUUGGGUAUAAAAGAUCAGCGGCCCACAACCAGAAGCCAGUUUGA